Messenger RNA from Protopolystoma xenopodis, 882 nucleotides. NCBI's taxonomy places the organism in Eukaryota, Metazoa, Platyhelminthes, Monogenea, Polystomatidea, Polystomatidae. The record is from the annotation of a GenBank genome assembly.
AUGCAGGCCGAUAUAAACGAACAUUACAAUGACGAAGAUACCGUUGGUGGUCAACAUGGUGAAGCAGCAGGUGGAAUCGCCGAAUCUCGUGGUCAUAAUGGUAUCGGAAGCCUGGUUGCUGGAAAAGCCGGUGGUAGAACUGGUUUAGCUCCAGAUAGAUCUAGUCAUUGUAGACAAGGGUCCUAUUCUAAUGACUCUUUUGAGCUGGACAAUGGUGGCCGUGGAGGCGCUGGUUCUCAGUUUGACUAUGGUAAUAGGACUGGUGCUGGCGUGGAAAGUAAUGCCCCUAUCAGGCCGAUUGAUUUCGUCAGCAGUGUGCCUGGCUUGGCUCCAGGAACGUCAGCAGCUGCAAUGCUUUCUGAAUAUGCUGACCAGCAGCAGCACAUCAACUUUGACAGACAGCAACGGAUGCGAGAUGAGUUUUGUGUCAAUCUAUACAAGUUUAUUUCAGUGUUGGAGGAGACCUGGGACACCCUUUUAGGGGCUUUUCAUCUGUCGGAGGCGGAAUUUCUUCCUGAAAAAACAGAAGACGAAGGGGAUUUUUUAAACAGCUUACGGCCCGACCCCAGUGGAGAGCUAUCAUGCAAACUCAGGCGUCUGCUUUCUGAAUGGGGUCAGGGGCUUUCGAUACUGCUUGAACAUGAAACUUACUUUAAAGUUCUGUUGCGACUUGAUGAACCAAGGCCCAUCAACACCGGUCCUCUGGAAGAGGUUGACUACUGGCGGCUUCGUAACAAGACGCUUACUGCUAUCUCGGAUGCCCUCCACAGCAGGGACUCACAACGUGCCAUCAAGGCUUGGCGUCUCCUCAACCCAGAAGGUCAUCAGUACACCCGAUACCUUGAUGUCAAAGCAUUGAUGCUUGAGGCUAAGGACAACACA